Molecule: messenger RNA, 1471 nt
Organism: Purpureocillium takamizusanense
Lineage: Eukaryota; Fungi; Ascomycota; Sordariomycetes; Hypocreales; Ophiocordycipitaceae
Exons: 4
Coding region: 261-1400 (379 amino acids)
Source: RefSeq, a predicted model, not a curated record
CUCAGCUCACAGACGUAGCGUACGGGUGGUCGAGCAUGUAAAAUCAAACAGCUGGCACCACAGUCGUCACGACAAACUUCAUCGAAGUCAUGAACGGAACGGCAGACGUCUUCUUUGUCGGUACCGAGCUGCCCAUGCCUUCACCAGUCGUGUCUGAGCACCUUUGAAGUGUGUGCUCCUUCCAGCACGGUGGAAGCCAUACUCGCCAGCCUCUCUCCCCUCUGCCCUCUGCCCUCUCCCCUUCGUCGCAGGCAGCAUUGAUGUCCGCACACGAUGCCUCCUCCGCAUACGGCGGCAGAGGCCCUCUGCUCCUGGGUGUGUCGUGGGCCGAGGCCGCCGUUGCAAUCAUCUUGAUCGGCCUGCGAGCCAAGACAGCAUCGCUAUGCCCGCCAGGCCAUCUGCUGUCGACUGGCAUCUUUGGCUUGCGUUGGGAUUUCUGCUGGGUUAUAUUUGCGUUGGCAUUGGCACUCUCCGCUCAGGUCCUCAUGACCAUUAGCGCUCGCUACGGCCUCGGCAACCACGAAGGCCUCCUUUCCGACGAAGAGAUCGUCCAGACAAACUUCUGGAGCUGGAUGGCGCAGGUGGUCGCGAUUCUCGCCAUGGCCGUGGGCAGACUCGCCGUCAUAGCCUUCCUCGUCACGCUCCAGGCCCGGACCCUCAUCGCCGGUCGCUGGCUACUGUAUCUCGUUGGCGCCGCGCAGGGUCUCAUUAACCUGGGCGAGGUCAUCUUGAUCCUGCGGCAGUGCGACCCUAUACAGAAGCUCUGGGACCAUAACGUGCCGGGGACGUGCGAUCUCGUGCUUCUCUGCUCGCAAAUUGGCUUUGCCCAAGGGAGCAUUGGCUCGGCGGCCGACAUAUUCCUCGCCUUCUACCCCGUUUAUAUCAUCGGGUCACUUCAGCACAUGAAGCUCCGUUUAAAGAUUGGCCUUUGUCUCAUCAUGAGCGGCGGCGUAGUAGCGGGCGUUGCCGGCAUCAACAAGACCGUCGCCAUUGCUACCAUCACGCAGACGCAGGACAUCACCUACGCAAUUGCCAAGCUCAACACAUGGGUCUUGACCGAAAUGUGGUUCAUCAUCAUCUUCGGCUCUAUCCCUGUCCUGCGGCCCUUCUUCGUGCGCUUCUCGCAAAGCAUCAAGGCCACGGCUGGGAGUUCGCGCUCCGGACAGAGGGGAACCGGCCGCUCCGCCAAGUCCAGCCGCAGUCGCGAGCAAGACGACGCCUGGAUGCAGCUCUACGACAGGCCCGCUGCCUUCCGCGCCGAUCGUGAGCCUUCCCUCACAAGCCAAGAGCCUGAUGACCACGCCGGGACUGAGGAUGAGCAUUAUCUGACCGAUAGAGGGUCUGGACACGUCAUCAUCGUAACCAAGGACGUUUCCGUCGUGAGCGAGAGGAAUCCCUGACCAAUUUCGGACUUCAUCCUCUUAGACUCUGCAGAAAACAUUAUAUUGCUUCGAAUAUGAAACGUUGGAAC